Molecule: messenger RNA, 1782 nt
Organism: Leptomonas pyrrhocoris
Lineage: Eukaryota; Euglenozoa; Kinetoplastea; Trypanosomatida; Trypanosomatidae
Product: putative chaperone protein DNAj
Exons: 1
Coding region: 1-1782 (593 amino acids)
Molecular function (GO): protein binding
Source: RefSeq, a predicted model, not a curated record
AUGCAGUUUCGCAAACUUCCGUUCGCCACGCAGAUGCUGCUGGAUCCGCACGUCACGCUCAGCCCCGCCGUACUCAACGAAUGGGACGCUGCCAGUAACGCGUGCACUGACGGUGCGGUGGACGAGGACGUACCGCUCCCUCCGUCUGCUGCGCGGGUGAACACCCACACCAAUGCACGCCGCGGCCCAAAGCGGCUGAUGGACACCCACGACUUCUUCGCACUGGCAGAGGCACUCGACGUGCUGACCGACGGCCUCAAGGCGAGCACCACAAAAGCCCUUCCGGCACCCUCUCUUUUAUCCACCGCAGCAACGUCAGAAGACGCGACGAGCACCACGAACCCGACUUCCUUGCGGUUCCGCGUAGAUGAGUUCGAUACACGGAGGGACGCCUCGCAGUCGGCCGUGCAGCAGGCCGAGAUACGCGAAGCGGCCGCCGCCUUCCGCAGCGCUCACUACAAGGCCGCCUUGGACCAGCUGCUCCACGCGUCGUCGAUGUGCAUGUCGCACGAACUCACCCCCUCCGUGCUGCACAACAUCGCCGUGUGCUACUUUAAACUGGAGCAGUGGGAGCUGUGCGAGUCCGCGACACUGCGAGUGCUGUCAACGGACACGGCGCGCGUCUAUCCAAGCCAGCAGCGACUCGCACGCGUCUACAUUUGUCAAGGCAACGUGGAAAAGGCACAGCGGCUUGUGGCGACACACAAAGAGGCACCGGAGUGGCGGGACGAGGUGGCAGCGACGAAGGCGUACGGCACUUACAGCAGCUGCUACGCCGCCCAUCAGUACGCGCGGGCGCGAGAAAGCUUAGAGACUCUAUUGGCUCUGUUUCCGUGCGGAACUCUCGAGGCCACCAAGGCGCGGCUUCUGUCACUGGAUAACGCAGGAGCCGCAAGCCACUACGCCCACGAACGAGCGCGCCUGUACCCUUACUCUACCGAAAUGCAUCUCGCUGCCUGGGAGCUCAUCUUCCAUGUGGCGACGUCCGCGGCAGACCUCGACAGCCUUCUUGCUGAGAUGCAACACGCCGCUGUGGGCACAACGGAACUGCGUUUCCGCCUCCUGCAGACGCACGUUGCUCGCUGCCGCGAUGCCGUGAACAGGCUCACCAGUCUCGCGCAGACGAAGAGGUGGGCUGACGUGGUGGCCUGCGCAAGCGAAGUCCUGCAGGAGCCUUUUGUGUCGGAUGGCGUGAAGGGAAUGAUCUACCACGACCGCGCCCGUGCCCGCGUGCAAUUGGGAUACGGCUGGUACGAGGCGUUGGAUGAUGCCCACCGUGCGCUGUCCUACACGGAGAAGCCAGACUUGCGUGCGCGCAUACUACUUCUCGUGGCGCGGUGCGAGGAGGCAUUGGGACGCUGGCAAGAUGCCGUGGACCACGCAGAGGAGAGCCUCGGCCUGCUGCGGGAUCCCUCGACAGCGGCGUACGCGCGGACGCUGAAGCAGCGCCGUGCGCAAGAGCAAAAACAGACGCCCGCGUCUGCCGCUCAGGGACCGUCGGGAUCUCCGUCCUCUUCGUCCCCCCCGCCGCCACCACCGCCACCAGGUGGGAGAACGCGGCAGCCGUCGCACACGGCGCCGUCACUCGAUGUAUACUAUCAAACGCUCUCCCUCCCCAGUGGAACUGAUGCGACGGAGGUGCGCAAGUCGUAUCGCGCCAUGGCCAUGAAGUGGCACCCCGACCGCUGGUGCGGCGCCGCGCCAGCAGAGAUACAGCUGGCGGAGACUCGGUUCAAGGCGGUCCAAGACGCCUACGAGAAACUAAUGCAGAGCUUUUCUUGA